AUGCCCUCAUCUGCUCCAACCAUAGCAGCAGCACCACCGCCAGGUCCAGCUCCAACGUCAGCUCCUCCGCCACUCCCGCGUGCUGUCCUUACGCCGCCGCCGCCGCCGACAACUCCCAGCCCAAACUUUAGUACAAGGGUGGUUGCAGGUUCAGGUUCAGGUUCGGGUUCAGGAUUUGAUGCGGCACAAUUUGGUACGGCGGACACAGGUGCAGACUUCAUCCCUGGGACGCAUGAGACUACGAUUCGCACACCCGUCGCACCCAACGGAGUCAGUGCCAAAGCCAGUGCCCCUGCAAGUCAGCCCGCCACAACCACCACGCCAAACUUGAACCUUCAACAACGCCAUACUGGUGCACCACCACCAACCCGCACCGCGCCUUAUUUCCACCCCCGAACCUCUUCCUUACUGCCCCCUCCAAACCCUAUAGUCACGAAUCGCCAGCCAUUUCUUGCGAGCGAUGUCUCGAAUGCAGCUCUGCCUUUGACCCACCAUCAGGAGCUGCACCCACAACCACAAUCACAACCGCAACCGCAACCGCAACCGCAACCGCAGCCGAACACGACGAGGCUGCCAUACUAUCACCACCCACGCCCACAUCCACCACCACAGCACCAACCACCACAACCAGAGCCACGGCAAGCACAACAACAACAACAACAACAACAACAACAACAACAACACCCCUGGCAUAAUCACGAAGAGCUCUUCUUCCACGACAACUCCCGUUCAAACGACGUUGCUUUAGUCCCGACCGCCAAAGCCUACGCCAGCCCUCCGCCCGACGACGCUGACAACUUCGCGACGACCUCGCUGUCCGAGUCUCCACAACCUUCGAGCCUCCUCCACGCUCCCCAAAUCCGCUCCAGUUCCGCCGCAGCCGUCGAUGACGACAACCGAAACUUGAACCGCUGGUCCUUGUCAUCUUCUCCAUCCACCCGCCGACAGAGUAUAGAUAGUGUCGCGCUACACGCUCAAGUCAGCGCCCAGUAUCAGUCGCUGGCCUCGGCUGCACGGCCGGCCGGUUCACCUUCGAGGAAGCUUCAAAAGAAGGCUAAACCCGCCACAUCUCCCGGGCUAAGCCGCGUUCGUCGCACGUCGCCCUCCCCGGUCUCGAUCCCGAUCCCGCCGCUCACCAGUCUUCCGCCCAUAGUCUCACUGCCGUCCCUCGAGGCAGAGGUAUCCACGCCGCGAGCGUCGCCAGCUGCCGAUGCAUAUCCGCCCAGGCGUGACAGCCUACUGAUUAAGCCUUAUGAAAAUUCCGGUUCGCGCUCUACAUCGGCCAGUGACAGGAACAGCAACAACGCGGACGGACCCGCUUCGAAUGGGAGGAGGACCAGCGGCGUCGAGAUGAUGUACGUCGAGAGGAACGGGGGCGGUAUGCCGCAGCAGCCGCAGCAGUCACCGCCUCACCAGAAUGGUCACUCAAGGAGUCAUUCACACACAAAUGGAAGCAGUGACACCUUGACAUCGCGUGGGAGCAAAGACCGGUCGAGCAAACAGCCCUCACAAAAGGCCAUGCUCUCCCAAGCGUUGGAGAAGGCCAACGCAGCGGUGCAGCUUGACAAUUCCAGGAAUUUCGUGGCUGCAAGAUUGGCCUACUCGGAGGCCUGUGAUCUGCUGCACCAGGUUCUCAUGCGGACGAAUGGCGAGGACGAUAGAAAGAAACUGGAGGCGAUAAGUAAAACGUACACGACGCGUAUAGAAGAGCUAGAUGACAUCCUUCCCAGAGAGAAAGCCACGCCACCCCGACGACCAAGCCGAAGUCAGAACGAUGGUCUGUUUGGGGUUCCCAACGAUACAGAUGACGAGUCGGCCAUGAUGUCCACGGCAUCAUCAGCCUAUUCGAAAACUUCAUCCCAUCAAAGAGAGCCUAGCGGCUCCAGGCCAGCCAACAACAUACCUCUGAACCCCACGAAGUUCGGAUCCUUCUCCAGCAGCCAGUUCUCGCCCCAAUCGGCUUAUCAACCACCGCAAAGGAAGUUGUCAAAUGCGAGCGAUCUAGGUCUUAUGCCUCCUCCAUUGUCUCCUCGUCGACCACCGUCACCCGGAAGGCAAACAGGAAUGGUUACCCCCGACGCCCCGUUCAGAGCAGACUUUUCCAUGGCAGCCACUCGGCUUGCUCCGCCACCGCAAUCGGAUGAUAGCUCUUACGCCAGAGGACACACCCGAGCUGGCAGUCAUGAGUCCGUAUCAUGGCUGGACCCGAUCGACGAGUCGGGAGACUCCAACGCUCCGUCCUCAAAUCACUCCAGGUCAUCUUCGAUGGGCCUACGGAGAAGGCAUCUCCGGACCCGUAGCGGGGGAACAGAGGCCGAGUUUGACGCCGCACUGGACGACGCCAUCGAGGCCGCAUAUGACGAUGGCUAUGACGUUGUUGACGAUAAGAAAUCCUUCGAUGAAGGAGACGAUGUGGUCGCUCGGGCACUUCGGAGAGUCGAGCUGGCCAAAGAACGCGUCAGAGAAUCAGAGAGAGAAGCGCUGCAACUCGCAAAUGAUCGGGAGAAGAGGCUACGAGAGCAGCUGCAGGCGGAAGACGAUGACGAACCCGGCGAUUUCCUGGAUGCAAACGACUCUGACGAGGAGGAACGCAUCCUGGAGGAGAUGACAAAAGGAUAUAUCAUUGAGGACUUUUCAUUGGGUCCUGGGAGUAGGAUGCGACCCAACAUGCCAUGGGCGUCGGAUUCUAGCGAAGGCACGAGCCGGACAUGGCACACUUCUACGGGAUCCAACCCUCAAACUGCAUCGACGACACUCACGACGGUUAGCGAGGGCGCUCGUCUGUCCAACGGUGACCGGCCGAAAACUUCGCAGGCGCCAUUGCCGCCGCCGACGCAGGCGCUUCCCCAACUUCCUCUACAGAGGCCUGGUUCAUCAGGUAGCCGCCUGAGCGAGGUCAAGACCAACGACAGCGUACGUAACCGCCGGCUAUCGGGUCAGAAUCCGAAGCAACUCAAGAUAGAGACUUCAAGAAACCCGUCGGUGUCAGGGCCUCACACCGGUGGGACAAUGUACAUUGCCGAGACGCCCAUCACACAAGCUCCGCCUCUCCCCAAGACAGCGGGCUACAUUGCCCAGCAGAGACAGGCUCUCAACGCGGGCGCUGCCAGAUACAAGCAGACUCCCUCUCCAACGCCACCAGUACCCCAAACUCAGGAGAACGACACGGCAAAACAACCUGGCCUCAGGAAGAAUUAUUCUUCGAGCAGCCUGAAGAGCAUGAGCCAGCGGGGCCGGAAUCUGUCGAUAGCGGGGUUGGAAGAGUCAGACAUGAGCCCUGGCACGCCACUUAGCAACCAGUUUGGAUCUACACAACGACCUGCCGUGCCGAACCUGCCGACGCCCAUCGCGGCUGCGUUCAAGGAUCGGAUAACUAGCGGAGGCGCAGGAGGUCUGUACCUCUUUGACGGAGCCAUCAACGACGGCCACCUCAGCCCCGCCGAGUCUCCCACUUCGGUGGUAACUGCCGGAGGGAUACCGGACGCCCCAGUGCCCCUGGAGCCCUGCCCGAAAGGGACGAUGCUGCGGCCGUUCUGGCUGAUGCGUUGCCUGUUCCAGACGCUUGCACACCCGCGCGGUGGCUACUUGUCUAAUAAACUGUUUGUGCCGCGUGAUGUGUGGAAGGUCAAGGGCGUCAAGCUCAAGAACGUCGAGGAUAAGAUCAGCAAUUGCGACCUGUUGACGGCUGCGCUGCAGAAGCUCGGGCGGGUCGACACGUGCGAUGCAGACGCGAUGCUUGAGGAGAUGCAAAGCCUCGAGAGCAUCUUUGAGCAGGUUCAGGCUAAUUUGACACGCCGCCUCGGCAACAGUGAGGUCGGUGUCCAGUCAAUGGCAGCACUGUUCCGUGAUGGCGCCAAUGGCUCCGCCGCGGGUGCUGGUGGUAAUCUCGACCCAGAGUCUGCAGGUUCCGUACCGCGUUCCGCCAGCGUCUCGGGCAAGUCGAGCUUUUCGUGGCGUCGGCUGAGGUCCAAGAAUUCGACACCUGGGCUCAAUGCAGGGCCCGGAGGUUUCAGGAAAGAAAGCCCGGCGACGAUGAUGAUGGAUUCAGCCUUUGGGAGCAAUGGCGGUAGCAGCGGAAUCAACGGCGUCUCCAGCCUGCCCAUGACGAGCCAGCCGACCAGCCGACCCAGCAAGCGCGACCUCAGCGCUGUUCAGUUUACGGGUCCGAACGCAGCUUACAUGGCCAGCCUGGCGAAGCUCUUUGAUGCUGCGCAGGCUAUUGACCAAAUCGCACGCCAAGUCGAAGACCCGGGCCUCAGGCAUGCAGACAAGACUCAAGUCGGGCUGGAACUUUGCACGCGUCACGCCGCCGAGUUCUUUGCUUUCUACAUCUGCCGGUUCGUUCUGACGGACUUGACUAUCCUGCUGGACAAAUUUGUCAAGCGAGGGAGCGAGUGGGUGCUGGUGUGA
Molecule: messenger RNA, 4410 nt
Organism: Pyricularia pennisetigena
Lineage: Eukaryota; Fungi; Ascomycota; Sordariomycetes; Magnaporthales; Pyriculariaceae
Exons: 3
Coding region: 1-4410 (1469 amino acids)
Source: RefSeq, a predicted model, not a curated record